Paramuricea clavata is the source of this 6696-nucleotide messenger RNA. Lineage: Eukaryota; Metazoa; Cnidaria; Anthozoa; Malacalcyonacea; Plexauridae. The record is from the annotation of a GenBank genome assembly.
AUGGGAGUUGUGCCUGAUCAACUGAAAAUUGCUAGGGUAAUUCCUGUCCGCAAAAAAGGUACCAGAACUCUUGUCUUCAAUCAAUGGACCAUUAUGGUGGCCUAUUACUGCCACAUAAAAUUUAAUAAACAUAUUUUAAAUAAAUAAAAAUAAAGUAAAAUGUAAAACAUAAUAAAAAUAAAACCACAAAUUAAACUAAAAGUAAAAUCAUUUUAAAACAACUUUCAAUAAUAAAAUUAAAGUAAAACGAAAAUAAAGAACAUUUUAAAUUCCAUGUAAAAGUAAAAUGAAAAUGCUCAUGGCCUAUAGCUGCCACAUAAGAUCACAUAAAAUUUAAUAAACAUAUUUUAAAUAAAUAAAAAUAAAAUAAAAUGUAAAACAUAGUAAAAUGAAAAUGUAAAAGUAAAAUACUGAUGGCCUAUAGCUGCCAUAGUAUACCGCCAUGCAUUUGGGGCAUGAGAAGUCUUCAAAUUCAAAAUGGCAUCUUGUUUUCGGACGGACGCGUGGAAAGACGAUGAAAAUCUCAAAGAAAAUUUAAAGCGAUAUGUUAAUCAGUUGUACAAACGAAAUGAGAUAUUAAGUUUUAUGGAAAAAGAUUUUUCUCAAUAUACAUGGAGUGUUCGCAUGCUAGACCGACAUCUUCGCUAUUUCGAUAUUUUUUACAACGAUAAGGACGUCGACAUUGACCAAGUGAAAGAAGCUGUAGCAGAGGAAUUGGGAGGCCCAGGGAAACUGCUUGGCUACAGAGCCAUGCAGAAAAAAAUUCGCCAAGUUCAUAAACUGGACGUGCCACGAGACCUUGUCCACACAGUCAUGUACGAUUUGGAUCCGGAAGGGCUUGAAAGUCGUGGCGUUGGUGCCAAGAAGAAAAAACCUAAAGGUCAUUUCAUCACCAAAGGAACCAACUUUGUGCAUUCCGCUAGUCGGAAAUUGCUAUGGCUCUGAAUUUGCGUCAGUAACUCUGACCCUAUGUUGAUUGGUAGGUGGUACUUUGACCACUUGUAUGAGACAAGGCGCAUAUCAGUUUUUUUGAGAAUGGAUAAAGGUACUGAGACGGGGAUAAUGGCAACAAUACACGCCUUUUUACGACGGCAUCACAAUGACAUGGAUGAUGCCAGUGAAACAAUUCUGUAUGGGCCUUCUACUUCAAAUCAAGUGAGUGUGUAAUUUAUGCUGGUUCUUGCCUUCUUGGUAUUGUGAAUCAUUCACAAAUAAAUUUAAUUCCAGAUCACUGACUUGUUCCAUUCCGAUUGCUUCCCCUUGCCUAUUGCGCACUGGUCAGUCAAUGUUCAUAUUGCACAGAAAAGUCAGUUUUCAUUUAUUGUGUUGCAACCACCACCUUGCCCUAAGCAUUGGGUAUGAGAGUUAAUUUUUACGUAAGAUAUCCAAAAAUAUCCAUACAUUACCCUAAUUUACUAACUCAAAACUCCCUUAAUUCUCCUUUUGAAAUGGACAUUAUAAAGCCACAGGAACUUAAUAUUUAGAGCAUCAUGUUAGAUAAGGGGCAUAUUACAUAUUAAGGUAUAUUUAUACAUGUAACAUUUCAACAGAUCGAAAGGUGGUGGAAAGAGCUCCAUGAGCGACUUGAGAAGUAUUUCAAGAAUCAACCACGCUGGUUAAAAGAUCAUGGCCAUUAUGUCCCUAACAGUGACAUAGAUAGGUUUGUUUUUCUAUAUCAGAGGUAUUUUGGGGCUUGGGUGGUAGCUCCCCCAAAUUUCAGGGGGGGUUUUAUUUUGGGGGGAAUUACCUUUCUAUAGUCACAAACCCAGACAUGUGUUAUUUCCCACGAUCAUUUAUUUCCCACGAUCAUUUAUUUCCAAGUGAGGGGAUAGAAAUGAUGUAUGGGUUCACCAACUGCACCUUUAAGUGAUUAAUUAACUAUUUUUACACACAAUGUUAUAUGCCUUACCACUUACCAGUUUAAUAUUAAUGAUAUUCAUAUUCCGUUUUGGAGGGGAGUGCUCCCCUCCCCCAGAAUUUAGUUAUUUUCAGAUUUGGAGAGGGGAUUCAGGAUUUUUUUUUUGGGGGGGGGAAUUCCCCCCUGUAAAGAGUAUUUUCUUUACUUAUAGGUGUUGCUAAUGUUUUUAAUUGGAAAGUAAUUAAUGUAGUGCUAUCUUACCUUAUAUUUUGUAUUAACACCAUAUAAUUUUACCUCUCAAUAGAUCAAUGAAUGGUUUAAUUAUCUGAAAUUUGAUCCGAUGUGAUAAGGUUAUGUCAUUUAUGUUCUAACAGUAUUAAUCAUUUUGAUUAAUGAUUCCAAUUAUGAUUCCAAUUAUGCAGAAAGAACUUGAUCUGUUUAAAGUGCCUAUGACAUGAAAUUUCACCCCAAAUAUUUAUGGUUGCAUCGUAAAGAUCACUUAAAAUGACUUAAUAAUUUAUUUUAUAGAAUUUUCGUAACUUGCUUCCUUUUCAAGAUAUUCAACUUUGUUUCGUAUGCAAAUAUCACCAGUGUGACAUCACAUCGCAUAAUGAGUUUUCUGAAAAGUAUAGUUUUCUUGACGAAUACGUAUCUAAAAAACUUAAAAAUUGCCCUUGUACAUGUAUUUAUUUCAUAACUGGUGAUUAACCCUCUGUAUUUAUUUUUAAAAAUAUUUUAUCAAGGUAAAAUAUUGCGUUUUCAAAAUGUCAUUAUGCGAUGUGAUGUCACACCGGUGAUAUUUGCAUAUGAAACAAAGUUAAAUAUCUUGCAAAGGAAGCAAGUUACGAAAAUUCUAUAAAAGAAAUUAUUAAGUCAUUUUAAAGGAUCUUUACAAUGCAAUCAUAAACAUUUGGGGUGAUAGGCACUUUAAAGAAACCAUAUGGAACACCCAUCGGAUUAGGGCUCAAAAGGAUACUUGCUUGCCAUGCGGCAUACCUGAUCACAUUUAUACAUUCCCUCAGGAAUAUGACAUUGAGGAAUGUGGUACAUUGUUCUAAAUUAAUAAGUUUCCUCAAAUGGUUGAAAUAAACCAUUACCAACACAAGUGAGAGUUGAACAGGUUGAUAUGAUCCUAUGUUGCCAAUUGUCAUAUGCAAAAUCAGCCAAAAGUUAUGAGUAUUUCCUUCAUUAUAUAUGGUGAUCUAAGGUGUUCCGAGGCUGGCAUUGAUUAUUUUUUCUUUCAUAGGAUUACCAGUCACAGAGGAACAGUCAGGAGUACUCGAUGUCCCUGAUGAUUUUCUCGAACCAAAUUUCCGAGCAGAAUGUCAGCGUUUAAAUCUAGAUGUUACCGACAUUGAGCCAAAAAACAUUCAAGAUUUAUCGCACUGAAGGAUAACUAUGCAUGUUGUACUGUUAGGGGAUGUACCUUAUAUAAACUAAAUAACUUCAAUACUUUUCUCUUAACACAUUCAACCUCAGAUAUAUUCCUAUACAUUUUGAUAUCUAGAACUUCUCCAAGCAAGUAUCCACAUGUCUGUCACUAUUACAAAUCAUAAUAACAGUGAACAAAUUGGCAUCAUAAAUAAAGAAGAAAGAUUUGGAGCUUUACGUUGUGAAGUUACAAGAUGCACAUGAACCUUCAGUGGUAGAGCCAGGGUUUAUUUAAACACUCAUCUGACGAGUAAACUCAUCUGGCGUUAGACAGAGUAAAAUAUUAAAGUAGGGAGCAUCUGGGCAUAUUGCCACUUAAGGUUAAAAAUAUUAAGGUCGAGGGCAAAUAAUCCCAGGAGGGGCCCAUGUAAUUUUACCCUGAGCUAAUUCGAAUAUAUUUUGUUUAUUAUGUGAAAAUCUGUUUUAACUAUAAUAUAGUACAAUAAACUUUUAGGAGGUCCAGGGGUAUACUCCUCCAGGCAAAUGCUUGAAUUCUAGCAUCUGUAAAGUGCCAUGACAACUGACUAUACUUAAUAAAUCCAAAACAUUUAAAACAUAGCAAGAUAUAAAAUUUCCAUUACAAGAAAUGAAAAUAAAUGUAUAAAAAAGCUUCUACUUUUAAAAUUACUCCAAAGGGGGCCCAAUAUUUUAUCAAGGGGGGGAGGUCACUGAAAAAAAGGGUGGCUAUUUUCAAGGUGGCAGACUCAGAAAACUGAAGAGUUGAUGAGGGGGGGGGGGUAACAAUAUGUAAAUUGCACAUGUGUUCUUUGUUAUUAAAAUAUUUUAUAUAUAUUAAUAUCAUUAAAAUGAUAUUAAGGUUACAGGACACCUUUUUUUGCUCACACAUUUGAAAAAUUAGAAAACUAUCCAUAUGGAGUCUUACUAGUAGAACUUUCAUCUGCAAAAAUUUGAAGUGAAAAUAUUAAAAACUCGCUGAAUUAUGGGGUAAAGUGCUUCAUACGCUGUAUGACUCUCAACAGAAAUGGCAGGAAACAAUGUCCAAACUAAUUAUCUUACGUAAUUAGCUUGUCGAUUUCAAUACAUCACGUGCCGAUUUAUAAGCGCCUGUGUGGCUGUUAUGCACAUUUUUUAUGUUGUUUAGGAACACGUUAUACUGUGAUUUUUAUGUGGUUAUGCCGUUAAAUUUAUCCAAAGUUAGUAAGAAAAAUUCAAACCCCUUUUUGUACUAAAAGAAAGUCGAAAAAAAAGCCCGCAGCGAAUUUGUCAGACGAAAAUAAGAGAUAUUUAGCAGCUACAGACAAAGGUUCUUACUUUGAUCAGGACAAACAAUGGCCAGAAUUGCUCAGUAAAAAUAUUAACAACAAUAAUCCGAAUUUAUCAAGCUCCAUAUCUAGAAGCAGAAAAAAGCUAGAGACCGGGAAGGAAAGUUUUCUUAAACGUAAAGCGGACGAACUUGUAUCGUCAAAGACAGAGAGCGACGUCGAGUCGUACAAUUCAGAGGAUGUGAGUGAUGACAGUGGCAGUGAACCUGCAGUCGAAAGCCAAACAUCGCAGUAUGAAUUACCUAAAAAUGGAAAUUUUGUUGUUAGCGUUGCUUGCCUGCAACAAAUGCUUGAAAACGCUGCAGUAUGCAAGGAUUGUCAUAGCCCUUUGGUACUUUUAGAAAAGACAUGUUCAAGACAAGGAUUAGCUGCAAUGUGGUUGUAUAAUUGUACAAACAAUGCUUGUACAUCGCAUCUAUCACGAUUUCCAACACCAACAUCAGAACGGACAGGACAUAAGUACAACAUAAAUAGUAGUAUUACCCCCCCCAUAUGGGCCCACCCGCAGAGCCGGGCGGGCCCAUAUGGUGGGGAAAAGGCGGGAAAAAUUGCCUGAGUGGAAACUCCCUAAAAUCAGGUGGAGCUAGAGAAACAAGAGGAGGUGUAUAAUAUGAAGUAGUAGAGCUCCGCUCAAUAGGACAACCUCCAUCCCCAAUACCCACCACCUUAUAGAGCCAUUACUUAAAUAGAGAUAAGUAUGACGUCACAAGUACGUACAGAUGACGUCAUGAGAAAAGCUAGAGAAACAAGAAGAGGUGUGACGAAUUUUAGGGAGGUUGUUUUAUGACGUACAUUUUUCCCCCCGUUUUUUAUAGGUCCGGAAGUGACGUCAUGCGUACGUAUAAGGUAUAAAGGAUUGAUAUUUUGAUUUGUCACACAAUCGACGGGAAAGGUGACAACUAGAUCGCAAAACCAAAUUUUUAAUUUCACCCUGCUUUUUAGCGGGUGGUAUAAAAUUUUUAAAAAAUGUGUGAGCGUCCUGAAAAUUGGUCUGGUGAAACAGGUCAAGAACAGCAACAACUAUUUGAAUAUAUAUUAACAUACAUUAUACAAAGUGAUCUACAGCGUAAACACGGUGACCACAUCAUUGAAGAAGAAACAUGGGUUAGAGAUGCGAGUGAAACUAUGCUAGAAUACGCGCAAUUUUACGCUGCAGAUGCUUAUGUUGAUAUAUUAAUAAUUUAUCAAAUAAACGAUAUAAAAUGGGAUGAAGAUACAAUGUUUGAUUCGAAACGUUUUCAAGACAAAGAUUUACUUCAAAAAUUAUACAGGAUAUAUAAAGAAUACUAUUAUUGCGACUCGAAACAAUUCGAAAAUGUGUAUCGCUAUAUCGAUUCAAACAUAUUAGCCGAUAGACCAUAGGUCCGGAAGUGACGUUAUGCGUACGUACGGGAGUGAUGUCAUGCGUACGUACGUGUGUGAUGAAAAUAAAAGAGGGGGAGAAAGGAAAUACGGGUAAGAUGGAAAGAGUAGUGUUAGCGUAUAGAGUUAUAGAUACUAUAUAUGAAUACCUGAAAGUAACGGGAGGAGAUAAGAAAGGAAUAGAAUUGGUAAACAGCAAGGGGAAAAUAAUACUUAUUUUUAUUGAAGAGGGAAUAAGUAUUACAAUACAUUGCAUUGAAGAGAAGGUAGAGAACAUAUGAUUUAAGCAUUUUACCCCGUAUAGCGGUCACAUCAUGUGGUAAAUGUGUAAAGGGUUGAUUUUUUUUAUAUUUUAGAUUAAGAAUGGCAUGUUCUAGUGAUGAGAAUAUCAUUGAAAAAUAUGUGGACGUGGACUGUCCGUGUGUUAGUGAGCAUUGUCGGCACUGUAGGGUUUGCGAUAUGAGUAUAACAUCACGUAAUUUCAAGCAGCGUUUUUGCCAGGUGUGUCGAAUUGGAAUGUAUAAUGAUAGUCGCGUAGCCAAGAGCAUGGAGUUUGCGGAAAAGAAGGCUGCGGGGGGAAAUCAGAUUAUGGCAACGGGUCGAGUUUUUUUUACAAACCCGUUAUCAUAUGAGUAUGUACAUGUGGAUACGUGCGAGGUAUUUACGUCGCAUCACGAUAAUGUUGAGGCUGCUGCUGCGGAAUGGUUGAAGAGGGCGGUGUCUGCGUUGCCUACGAUACCUGUGAUAAAUAUAGAGGAUUGA